CACCCAUUCUCGAUUUCCUGGCUGUACGAGAAACGGCUUGCCCACGCAGUCAGACCGUGUAACUACACGGGCUGUAGCUACCAUUCCCAUGGCGAAACCGGUCUCAUCAAAAUUCCAGAUAUCUUGAUCAAGAAUGCCAUACUCCUUCUUUGCGGCUUUAACACGGUCAAACCAUUCAGUUAA
Molecule: messenger RNA, 183 nt
Organism: Aspergillus aculeatus ATCC 16872
Lineage: Eukaryota; Fungi; Ascomycota; Eurotiomycetes; Eurotiales; Aspergillaceae
Exons: 1
Source: RefSeq, a predicted model, not a curated record